UCAAUUAUUGUAAAUUAAUUACCCAACAUUGUUUUCAGGCCCAACAACCCAUUAAUGUGCAUUAAUUAACCCAGAACACUAGAUGAAUGCCAGGAAAGAUGACUGGCAAUCCUCAUCAUAGUAAUGUUUAACUGAGCAAUUGAAGUACUAAAAUCCAUAUCUUAUCUCCCAGGGCAUCUGUACCAAGGCCGUUCCUUGCGUUCUGGGGUAUAAGGGCUGGCUCAGGGAAGGUUUGCCUACAGUUUCAGUGGCAGGCGGAGAUGAACUGGUGGAAGGUUAUCGGUGGUGUUCUGGGGGGUGCGGUCAUAUUAGCCGCUGGGCUCUUAAUUGGCCACUUUGGGAUUUCAAAGAAUACAGAACCCAAGUGGGCAACGGCACUUUCCAGAGAUGUUGAUGAAGAGUUCAUCCAAGAGUUCAUGAAAGAGGUGGAUACUAAGAGAAUUGAAGAUAACUUACGACGCCUGUCGCUGAAACCGCACGUGGCCACAACACCGGCUGACGAAGAGUUGGUACAAACCAUCCUGUCUCACUGGAAAGAUGCAAACUCCGGCCUAGAUGAUGCUCAGGAAUUUAGAUAUGAUGUAUUUUUGUCAUUCCCAGAUAAAAAUAACCCCAACAAUGUCAAAGUGGUGACGCCUGAAGGAACAGUUAAAUUCACAUCGAAACGUGCAGAGAAUGAGACCACCACAGACCAGAGAGACCCUGAUAUUCUGCAGCCGUAUCUGGCAUUCGCUCCAAAUGGAACUGCCAAGGGGAAAUUAGUCUAUGCUAAUGAAGGGAAAGUAAGUGAUUUCCAGCAUCUCUCUGAAAAGAUCAAUCUGACGGGAACCAUCGCCAUUGUCCGAUAUGGGGGAACAGGCAGAGUUAACAAGGCAAUCAAUGCAGCCCAAUUUGGAGUCAUAGGAGUCAUUAUUUACACUGACCCCAAAGAUAUCAAUGAUGGAAAGUCCAGUGCAAGUGAAACCUACCCUAACUCUUGGUAUUUGCCUCCUUCUGGAGUAGAACGGGGCUCGUUCAAAGAAAAUUUUGGUGACCAACUCACACCGUACUAUCCGGCUAAAAACUCUACCUACAGAAUCAAGGAAUCGGAAAUCAAAGGAUUAUCUCCCAUCCCAGCACAGCCAAUAGGUUUUGAAGAUGCGAAGUCCCUAAUAUGUAAUCUUCAAGGCCCCCCAGCUAUUGAUAGUUGGCAGGGGUCACUGGGUUGCAUCUAUAACAUAGGCCCAGGCUUCCAGCCAAGCAGUGAGUUCAUCAACAGUGAUGUGGAGGUGAAUGUGUAUAAUAAAAGAACAAUUAAGUCUUCAGCCAAUGUGAUGGGCAUCAUCCACGGCUCUGUGGAACCAGACAGGUAUGUGAUGUAUGGGAACCACAGGGACAGCUGGGUACAUGGAGCCAUCGAUCCAAGCAGUGGAACAGCAGUAAUGAUGGAAAUAACCAGAGUCCUUGGGACUAAGCUCAAGCAAGGUAAGUGGCGGCCUCGAAGAUCCAUCAUUUUUGGCAGCUGGGGUGCAGAAGAGUUUGGCUUGGUUGGUUCGACAGAAUUUGCCGAGGAGUACUACAGCAAGCUGAAAGACAGAACCGUGGCUUACAUCAACGUGGACAUCUCUGUCUUUGCUAAUGCAUCACUGAGGGCUCAGGGAACAGCUCCGGCUCAGAGCGUGAUCUUUGAGGCAUCCAAACAGGUGAAGACACCACAAGGCACUACUGUUUAUGAGAACUGGAAAAGUAACUACAACAGGACCAGCCCUCAGUAUGGACUCAUCCCCCAAAUGGGUGCAUUGGGAUCUGGAAGUGAUUAUGCUCCAUUUCUGCAUUAUUUGGGAAUCACCUGUAUGGACAUUGCAUACACAUAUGACAGGAGAGUAACCUCAGCCAGAAUAUAUCCUGCCUACCAUACAGCCUUUGACACUUUUGAUUAUGCAUCUAAGUUUAUUGACCCAGGUUUCACCAGCCACCAAAUGGUAGGGCGCACCGCCGGCAACGUGCUGCUACGAUUGGCUGACAGCCUUAUCCUUCCGCUUGGCGUGAGAGAUUACGCGGAGACGCUGGAAGAUUAUUACAACAGGGCAGAGCAAAGCUUUCAGUCCAACCUGGUCAGCAAAAACAUCUCUCUGGCACCCCUGAAAAUGGCAAUAAAUAGAUACAAGAAGGCAUGCGAGGCUUUGGAGGAAACCAUAAAAGAGCUGAAAGAAACGAAGGAGACACCACUUAAAAUCCGCAUGAUUAAUGACCAAUUAAUGCUGCUGGAAAGAACUUUCAUUAACCACAUGGCUUUCCCUGAGCAGUUAUAUUACAGCCACAUCAUCUGGGCACCACGCAGUUCCGGCGUAGCCACUUUCCCAGGCCUUGCCGAUGCCUACCUUCAAGCCACCGCUAGCAACUCACAGGACGAUUGGGACAUGGUCCAUCACCAGCUCACCAUAGCAAUAUAUGCAGUGGAGAGUGCAGCAUCCACAUUGGAGCAAGUCACCCACAUAUCUCAGAGAUGAGCACCUAAAGGAGAACUAAACCCUAGCUCAUCCUUAACUCCUUCUCCAUUGGGCCCCCUCCAAGCAACAUCUAUUCAGUUCAAAAAGUUUCCGUGUCCGAUCCAGCCCUAAAUCUGCAGAACUGUGCAGCGGUGCCAUCUUAACCUGUCUUUGUAUCCAGUCGAGGGGGCUGAGAAAGCUAAUAAAUGCAUUAUCCAGUGCUUUCAAGCAACAAUCGCCUGUCCUUUGAAUGCACCCACAGCAUUAGAAUUAACAGAGAGUUAGUCCAAGAGGUUUGUUGCCCUCCUGCAAGAAGCUCCUGGAAGAAUGGAACAGGUGCCUAUGGUCUAAUCUUCCUGCCCUGCUGAUUUCUCCUGUACUUGGAGUAAUGAUGAGCAAAGUGUAUGUGCAAUUUGGAAGUCGCCACAGGUAACAGUGUAACAUGAAAAUGGUUGAAAUAAAGAUACACGUCAUUAAA
Molecule: messenger RNA, 2946 nt
Organism: Xenopus tropicalis (tropical clawed frog)
Lineage: Eukaryota; Metazoa; Chordata; Amphibia; Anura; Pipidae
Product: aminopeptidase NAALADL1
Exons: 19
Coding region: 261-2489 (742 amino acids)
Cellular component (GO): apical plasma membrane
Source: RefSeq, a predicted model, not a curated record